AUGGCCAAAGAUCAAAAGGAUAAGAAGAGAAAGUACGAAGAAGAUGGUGAAGAUGUUGCUGAAAGAGAUGUCAAGUUGAGCAAGUCUGAAAAGAAAGAAAAGAAAGAGAAGAAGGACAAGAAGGACAAGAAGGACAAGAAGGACAAGAAGGACAAGAAGGACAAGAAGGACAAGAAGGACAAGAAGGACAAGAAGGACAAGAAGGAAAAGAAGGAAAAGAAGGACAAGAAGGAUAAGAAAGAAAAGAAGGAUAAGAAAGAAAAGAAGGAAAAGAAGAGUAAAGUAACCACCACUAUCAGUGGAGAAGCUCAAGCCUCGGUAGGUUACACUCAAUCAUCCACUUUAACUGACUUACCGCAAUCCGAAAUCGACUCCUUUUUAGCCACUAAUGAAGUCACCAUUGAAGACCCAUUCAACUUAAAUCUCAGACCAUUAUUAUCGUUUUCUCAAAUUGAAUUGAAUGAAAAAAUACAGAAAGUUAUUUCCAAAUUCCCUAAGCCAACCCCUAUUCAAUCCGUUGCUUGGCCAUACUUAUUGAGUGGUAAAGAUGUUAUUGGUGUUGCUGAAACUGGUUCAGGUAAGACCUUUGCCUUUGGUGUUCCAGCUAUCAACAACAUCAUCACAUUAAAUAAAACUGGAUUAAGAGUAUUAUGUAUCUCACCAACCAGAGAAUUGGCAUUACAAAUCUAUGACAAUUUAGUUGACUUGACUGCAAAUACCUCAAUUAACUGUGUUGCAAUCUAUGGUGGUGUUUCCAAGGAUGACCAAAUCAAGAAGUUACGUAAUGCCAAUGUUGUCGUUGCAACUCCAGGUAGAUUAUUAGACUUAAUCAAUGAUGGAGCUGUUGAUUUGAGUGACAUCGAUUACUUGGUCUUGGAUGAAGCUGAUAGAAUGUUGGAAAAGGGGUUUGAAGAAGAUAUCAAAGCAAUCAUUGGUAAUACCAAGGCCGAAUCCAGACAAACUUUGAUGUUUACUGCUACCUGGCCCAAGGAAGUUAGAGAAUUGGCCAAUACAUUCAUGAAGACCCCAGCUAAAGUAAGUAUUGGUGAUCGUGAUGAAUUAAGUGCUAACAAGAGAAUUACUCAAAUUGUCGAAGUUGUUCAAAGAUUUGACAAGGAAAAGAUCUUGUUGAACUUGUUACGUAAAUAUCAAUCUGGUAGUCAUAAAGAUGACAAGAUCUUAAUCUUUGCAUUAUACAAAAAGGAAGCUGGAAGAAUAGAAAUGUUAUUAAAGAGAAAUAACUAUCGCGUUGCUGCAAUCCACGGAGAUUUAUCUCAACAACAAAGAACCCAAGCUUUGGGUGCUUUUAAAUCUGGAGAAUCAAGUUUAUUAUUAGCUACUGAUGUUGCUGCUAGAGGGUUAGAUAUUCCUAACGUUAAGGUUGUUAUCAACUUGACAUUCCCCUUAACUGUUGAAGAUUAUGUGCAUAGAAUUGGUAGAACUGGUAGAGCAGGUCAAACCGGUAUUGCUCAUACUUUAUUCACUGAAGAAGAAAAGCAUUUGAGUGGUGCAUUAUGUAAUGUUUUAAGAUCAGCUAAUCAACCUGUGCCUGAUGAAUUAUUGAAAUUCGGUGGUCAUACCAAGAAAAAGACCCAUAAUGCUUAUGGUGCAUUCUUUAAAGAUGUUGACAUGACCAAAAAGGCCACCAAAAUUAAGUUUGAUUAA
Molecule: messenger RNA, 1665 nt
Organism: Spathaspora passalidarum NRRL Y-27907
Lineage: Eukaryota; Fungi; Ascomycota; Pichiomycetes; Serinales; Debaryomycetaceae
Gene: DBP3
Product: RNA-dependent ATPase
Exons: 1
Coding region: 1-1665 (554 amino acids)
Biological process (GO): rRNA processing
Cellular component (GO): nucleolus
Molecular function (GO): RNA helicase activity; RNA binding; ATP binding
Source: RefSeq, a predicted model, not a curated record